Molecule: messenger RNA, 2133 nt
Organism: Stylophora pistillata
Lineage: Eukaryota; Metazoa; Cnidaria; Anthozoa; Scleractinia; Pocilloporidae
Product: kelch-like protein 12
Molecular function (GO): protein binding
Source: RefSeq, a predicted model, not a curated record
AGUGUUGUCCAACGAUGUUGCGAUUUCCUGAAGAAAGAAUUUGUUCAGCUUCGAUUCGAUCUGCAAAAUUACUGUCUGCUCUGCACGGUUGCCCAUAGAUACGGAAUGAAAGAUCUGCAAGAGGCAGCAGAGAGCAAAAUGGCAUUAAAGUUUAAGGAUACCUGUGAAAACGAAGAAUUCUUGUCGAUUAUUGAACCAGACCAGUUAGUCAGCCUGCUCAGCCGAGAUGACCUCUGUGCACCUUCCGAGACGUUCAUCUUUAAAUCCGUGAUGCAGUGGAUUAAACACAAGAAGGAAGAGAGGAUGGCAGUUGCAGCCAAAGUUAUUGGAGCUGUUCGUCUGGGACUGGUGGACAUCAGAGUUGUGAUUGAAGAACUGAAUACAGAAGAGAUGCAGAGAGAUCCUGAGAUUCACAGGCAGCUACACGAGACAUCUUUGUAUAACAACAUGCCUUCUUGUAGUUCGAAGUUUGCGGAGGAAAGAUCUAAACCGAGAUCCGCGAGCCAAGCUCUGGUUGCAAUUGUGCCUCAAGCUCAAAUGAAAUAUUUUGAUGUCGAAAACAAAACAUGGAAAACUUUAUCUGCAACAUUACCGUCGAUCAAGGCAACCCGUUGCUAUUCUGCGGUCUCCGUCGGGAACAUCGCAUUUGUUGCUGGCGUAGCAUCAAAUAAUAGCAAUUGCCUUUACCAAUACGACACAGAAAACAAUAUAUGGAAAGUGGAGCCACUUUCGUCCGGUGGACGGAUUGACAAUUCAGUAUGUAUUGUAGACGACUACAUCUAUGUAAUCAGCUCUGAUUCAGAUCAGGUUCCUCAAAGAUACAACAUGGCUAAAAUGUUAUGGCAGAGUAUUUCAAAACCAAGUAAAACAGGCUAUUACACUGUAGCCUGCAAUAAUUUGGUUGUAGUUUAUCCAAAAGUGUUUGUCCUUUAUAGCAAUCCGUGGCCCAAUUCUGCAGGACAAUAUCUUCCAUCAGUGCUACAAUGUUUCGAUCCAACUAAAAAUGAAUGGGAACAAAAGGCAACAACUUGCCAUCCUCACUUUAGAUCCAGUCUUCUUGUAGUCAACGGCAAAAUUUUUCUAGCUGGGGGCUUUCUUGCAAAUAAUACCGAUAGCAAAGGAUGCCCAUAUGGCAACCCUGCUCCUAUUGAAAUUUAUAACGAAGAAACCAACACUUGGUCUGUUGUUGAGCAAAAACAUAUUCCCGCUAACAAUCUCAAUGCUGCGGAAAUAGAAGGGAGGGUAUACUUCAUCAUAAAUAAAUUCCCAAUUGACAGUGGAAUUAGAAUUUCACCAGGGGAGCUGUAUCCCGUUCCGCUGGGUGAGUGGGAAAAUUUAGGCAACAUUGACAAAUCCGCAGCCCUUUGCUAUUUGCCUUUAAAGAGAGAAUUCCUGAAAACUGAUUGAGGAUAUUCAUUCACCCUUGAUAGCUGAAAGGAACUAAAAGAUAAGGAGCAAUAAAUGAGUAGAGAUGAACAGCUGCUGUAUUGUAAUAAGCAUAUACAGAAAACUAGUUGGUUAGUGUUACUUGUAGUUUCAAGUGAUCUAACUUUAAAACAGUUUCAAUCAUGUUAGUGUCCAAACUUAAGUCUAAGAGUGGGAGUGAACCUUAAAAACGUUUCGAGUACAGUCCAUGUAAAUCAUAAGAAUUAAUAACUGGACAAAAAAUAUGAAGGUGUAAAAUUAAUGCCAAAAUUUUUAAUUGUAGAAAUUGUAGGAUGUUUUAGAAAGUUCUUACAAACCAAAUUGAAGGAGUAAUUUGAAUAUAUCAACAAAGUUGAAAUGGUAAAUUGUUGAUGUAUUCAAAUUAUUUCGUUACCCCCACCGACGCAGCCCCAAACAGUUUCUUUAGAAACCAUCAACCUUUAUUCAAAUUGAAGGAAUUUUUGAUCUUUGAGUUUCGUCCUUAGUUUUCCUGGUAGAGUCAACUGCAAAUGCGGUCUGUACAUCGGUUUAUUUCAAUUUGAUGUAAGGUAGAGUUCGUGAUAUUUAAGGACUUAUAUAGAACCUUAAAUCUUAUAUCCAACCUUGCAGAGCCCUUUUUAGGACUUUUUACCUCACAUAAAAUGGUUAUUUUUUUUUCUUUUAAAUAAACGACUUCAAAGGAUGCAAUAAAAAUUACACAGAAGUUAA